GCAGGCAGGCGGGCGGGAGGGCGGAAGAUGGCGGAGUGGUUGGCCCGGUGCGGUCCGCUCGAGCCGUUUCUAUGGCGAUGAGGCGAGGGUCGGCGUGAGGCAGGAGAGCAGGAGAAGGAGGAGGGGAAGAAAAUAGUAAUAAUAGUUAAUAGGGACCCUACUAAUAAUAAUGACUCAGGGGAAGAAGAAGAAGCGGUUGAACCGCAGUGUGCUGUUGGCCAAGAAGAUCAUCAUUAAAGACGGAGGGUCGCCACAAGGAAUUGGGGAGCCUAGUGUUUAUCAUGCGGUGAUCGUUAUCUUUUUGGAGUUCUUUGCAUGGGGACUGCUGACAACUCCGAUGCUAACUGUUUUGCAUCAGACGUUCCCUCAACACACAUUCCUAAUGAAUGGACUUAUUCACGGGGUGAAGGGCUUGUUAUCAUUUCUAAGUGCUCCUCUGAUUGGAGCGCUGUCUGAUGUCUGGGGCAGGAAAUCCUUUCUCCUCCUGACUGUGUUCUUCACCUGUGCUCCAAUUCCCCUCAUGAGAAUCAGCCCCUGGUGGUAUUUUGCAGUAAUUUCCAUGUCGGGAGUAUUUGCGGUGACAUUUUCAGUGAUCUUUGCCUACGUAGCCGAUAUAACUCAGGAGCAUGAGAGGAGCACUGCCUACGGACUCGUGUCUGCAACUUUUGCAGCAAGUCUCGUGACCAGCCCAGCUAUCGGCGCGUACUUGUCCAGGGCUUAUGGCGACAACUUAGUGGUGGUUCUAGCCACUGCCAUCGCUUUGCUGGACAUCUGUUUCAUUCUUGUGGCCGUACCAGAAUCUCUACCAGAGAAGAUGCGGCCAGCCUCCUGGGGAGCACCAAUAUCAUGGGAACAAGCUGACCCUUUUGCAUCUCUGAAGAAAGUGGGUCAGGACUCCACAGUUCUGCUGAUCUGUAUCACAGUAUUCCUCUCGUACCUGCCUGAAGCAGGCCAGUAUUCCAGCUUCUUUCUUUAUCUCCGACAGGUAAUUGGAUUUACUUCGGAAACUGUAGCAGCCUUCAUUGCAGUUGUAGGAAUUCUCUCCAUCUUAGCUCAAACCGUGGUUCUUGGUAUCCUGAUGAGGUCAAUAGGCCAUAAGAACACAAUCCUUUUAGGUCUUGGCUUUCAGAUUCUACAGCUAGCCUGGUAUGGCUUUGGAUCCCAGCCAUGGAUGAUGUGGGCAGCGGGUGCCGUGGCUGCCAUGUCCAGUAUUACUUUCCCAGCUGUCAGCGCCCUCGUUUCCAGAAACGCUGAUCCGGACCAACAAGGAGUUGUCCAAGGAAUGAUCACGGGCAUCCGAGGGCUGUGCAAUGGUCUUGGUCCAGCACUGUAUGGAUUUGUCUUCUACCUUUUCCACGUGGAGUUGAAUGAAAUGGGAGAUGUGGAUAAUACCGGCAAAGCUCCCAAAGGCAAUAUGCAGAAUCCCACCGAUGAAAGUACUAUUAUUCCAGGACCCCCCUUUCUCUUUGGAGCAUGCUCAGUCUUGCUGUCACUGCUGGUAGCCUUAUUUAUCCCAGAGCACAGCGGGCUUCCUGUGAGAUCUGGAAGCUGGAAGAAACACAACGGACUCCAGGGCCACAGCCCACAAAUCUCAGGCCCUGAUGGCAAAGAGCCCCUGUUACAAGAUAGCUGUGUAUGAUGAGAAAGCACCUUGCAAUCCUCCCUCCCGCUUAAGACGUACGGAGAGAUGGAUGUGGAUGCCAACCCAAUGUUUUCUCAUUUGGGGGAAUUUGAAUAGUCCCUUUUUUCAGUUUUUGGAACUUGCAAAGGUUUGUUUCCGUAAUUUCUUUUA
Messenger RNA from Callorhinchus milii (elephant shark), 1792 nucleotides. RefSeq names its product major facilitator superfamily domain containing 14A2 (gene slc71a1-2). NCBI's taxonomy places the organism in Eukaryota, Metazoa, Chordata, Chondrichthyes, Chimaeriformes, Callorhinchidae. Bases 170 to 1639 code for a protein of 489 amino acids. The transcript has 12 exons. The record is from RefSeq and is a predicted model, not a curated record. Gene Ontology annotation, biological process: transmembrane transport. Gene Ontology annotation, cellular component: membrane. Gene Ontology annotation, molecular function: transmembrane transporter activity.